AUGGCGGCAGCAGUAGCAGAAGGAGUGAGUCUCAACCAUAUUUCCAGGGAAUCCUCCGAUAUCAGGCGCCUCGCCAAUUUCUACAAAGAGAUAUUUGGGUUUGAGGAGAUAGAGAGCCCAAACUUGGAAUUCAAGGUGAUAUGGCUCAAGGGCCCUGGAGCUUUUGCCUUCCACCUCAUCGAGAGGAACCCAGAUUACAACCUUCCAGAAGGACCCUGGAGCGCCACGUCACCUGUAGCUGACCCAAGCCAUCUCCCCAGAGGCCACCAUGUCUGCUUCUCCGUCUCUAAUUUCCACUCCUUUGUCCAAACCCUCAAGGACAAGGGAAUUCAGACAUUUGAGAAGUCCUUACCUGAUGGUAAGAUCAAGCAAGUCUUUUUCUUUGAUCCCGAUGGAAGAGAAGAAUCUUUGUCAUUGCUCUCCUCUCAGUUUUUGAAUCAUACUUCAUUGUGCAGGCAAUGGAUUGGAGGUUGCAGGUCAAUGAACUCGACGCUGACAGAGAAGGCUGCUCAAAAUGGUCAAGUAGAUUCACAUGAAGCAGAAGAUCUGUAA
Molecule: messenger RNA, 552 nt
Organism: Prunus armeniaca (apricot)
Lineage: Eukaryota; Viridiplantae; Streptophyta; Magnoliopsida; Rosales; Rosaceae
Source: the annotation of a GenBank genome assembly